This is a messenger RNA of Symsagittifera roscoffensis, 2677 nucleotides long. RefSeq names its product transient receptor potential cation channel subfamily M member 1-like. The coding region runs from base 156 to 2456 and encodes 766 amino acids. Gene Ontology annotation, molecular function: monoatomic cation channel activity. The transcript has 11 exons. Lineage: Eukaryota; Metazoa; Xenacoelomorpha; Acoela; Convolutidae. Gene Ontology annotation, biological process: monoatomic cation transmembrane transport; metal ion transport. The record is from RefSeq and is a predicted model, not a curated record. Gene Ontology annotation, cellular component: plasma membrane.
ACUCAACUCGAGGCUCCCAAAGUGGACUCGAUUCCGGAGAUGAAAUUUCGGAGUUCUCUUAUUCAAUUUAUAUCAUUUACGGAGAUAAUUUGAAGUUCCUGCAUCAUUUGGAGAGUGAGGAGACUGAAAAGACUCAUUUGUUAGUGGUGCGAGGAAUGGGAGCAGCUCCUGUCAAAUUGAAGAAAUAUUUUCCUCUUGAGGAUCAGCAGGCGAAUGAUUCUACUGCAGGUGAAAAAAGUGGCACUAUUCUAACCCAAUUGAAUCCUGACCAGGUGACCUGGCUUGACCUAAAAGACAGUGCUGCGAUGCGAUCUAGUCUAGUUUCUGAGAUCACCACAGCUUCAUGGAUUCCUCAUACACAGAAGAUACCCACCCUGAUUGAGUGGGGCGAGGCUAAAGGAGCUUGUGUUCUUAUAACUGAAAUGAUGUCUGGCGCUUCCAAAGAGGCCAGAGAUGAUGCUGUGAGAAAUAGUUUUUGGCCUUGCUUCAUCAAGAUGUUCUCGAGAGGAGAUGCGAAAGCAAUCGAGACCUUGCUGUUCCACGAAAUAGUGGAUGUUAAGCAAGAGAUGAAUCAGGAAAAGUUUCUGGCGCUAACGAAGGCUGUGUGCAACAGUCAAAAGAACUCCUUGUUCUAUUCAAUGAUGAUCAACAUGACCAAAUACGAAGAAAACACUCUUCAUUCUGACGCCGAUUUUGCCGAGAUGAAUACUGAAAUGGUGAAGUGUCUGUUUGCGGAUUUUAUGUGGGUGGUGGAUCGCAGACCAGAAGAGAAGACAGAGGAUAGCGAGAAAGACAGUAACGGAAAGAGAAAGGGGAGGGGCAGCAGAAGGGAGCCGGAGAGGGUGCUGUCAGUUAGGAAUGUGAACUACUCAUUCCUUUUCCACCUCGCCCUCUUCUGUCUCAACAAAGAUCUCAGCCUGGUGAUCUGGAAGCGACUGGAACGCAGAACUCAUUUCUGUCUCUCAGCUGGAAUCACUCUCUACAAAGUGAGCCAGAUGUCGUUCACCAGCAAGUCCACCUACAUGCAGACCAAAAUAGAAGAGCUCAGAGACUUCUACGAAGAGGAACUCAUCAACAUCACCACACAGCUGGCUCAAGAUGACUUCUCAAAGCUGAAACAGAUCAUGAUCAAAAAUAUAUACCCGGAUAUAUUCAAGUUCAACGUGAUAAAGGCGGCUGAAAUGGCACAGUUUGAAAAAUUUUUCGCUCAACGGGCGGUCUUGGAGCUCAUUCUAACAGUUUGGACUGGUCGACUGCAAUCACACGUGAAAGAUCGGUACAUUCUGCUCGGACUUGUUUGUCCUUGGAUGAUACCUAUGCUUGAGUUCGAAUCAUCAGAACGCCAUGCCAGUGUCCUUAACCUUCUACAGGAUCCGAGAAUAAUCACUAACAUUUUAUCCUUGAGAACCGAUUCUGUAAUAUCCAAGUACCGCAUGUUCUAUAUGGCUCCGAUAACUAAAUUCUGGGGUAAUUUUGUGACGUUUUUAUUCUUUUUGGGGCUAUUUUCUCAGUUCAUGCUUUCAAAAGCGAGAUACGAAACCAUAGGAGUGAUGGAAUGUGCAUUGAUGACCUAUGCAGUCGCUGCUACAGUCGAAGAGGUUGUGCAGUUCCACGAAUAUGGCGACAACUACUCGACGCGAAUCCUAAGAUAUGACUUAUUCUUGGGUUUCUCCGCUGCCUACAUCACAGAUAUCUUUUACACGACUAGUUUGAUUCUCGGCUAUGUCCGAGUUCUAUUCUUUGUCAUGAUUAAACCUUCUCUCGGGCCAUACAUAAUCAUGCUCCAAUUCAUGGUCAAAGAUCUAACGGCGUUCAUGGUAAUUCUUGUGAGCUGUGUGCUUGGUUUCGGAGUAGCAAUGGAGGCCCUCCUCGUCGCCAACUCCCCGGAAAAAUCUCUCUGGAUAGAGAUCUGGGGCUUCCUAGUAAAACCGACUAUGCAGAUGUAUGGUUUUGAUCUGUUUCUAGACGACAUUGCUCUGGCGUUCAAUUGUUCUGCUCCGGACGAUGAAAGUUUUUCGACUAACGUCCUUGGCUCGUGUCAUUCGUACGAUUUGAGACCCUAUUUCGUGUUGCUGUUGACCUUCCUGUUCUACACUGUGACGGGAGUGAUUCUGCUGAAUCUGCUGAUUGCCAUCUUCAGCGACACCUACUCCAGAGUGCGGGAGAAUACCUCCUUCUAUUGGAAUUAUGUCUUCUACGAAAGGACUGUCGAGUAUUCUGGCAGAGGCAGUCUACCUUGUCCCCUUUCGCUCUUUGGUCGACUGUGGCAACUGAGCACUUAUGUCUCAUCUAAAUGUCUACAUAUCACCACUUCGUGCAACAAACAGUCCAAUGAUGAGAAUGAAGAAGCAGUGUUGGCUGAGAAGAAGUUAGGCGACUACGUAUCUCAUGAGGGACUUAGAAGAUGGGCUCAGACUGUAGAGGAUAAAUACGUAGUCGAAACUUAUUAUAGUUGAUCAGAUGUUUAUGACACGAACUCAACCUAUUUAGCAGGAAAUAAAUCUUUCCCAAAUUCCUGCUAAAACUAAAGGAUGCUCUUCAUAUUUCAACUUCAGAAAGAAUAUCACAGAAGCAAUGUUAUGAUAAAAAACUGAGCACUUAGGCUCAGUGAAUGAGAAUAAAAAUUAGAGGAUGAUAUAAAGAAGCCAAAAAUUCUAAUUUUUGUUAAGAAUAAUAU